Mytilus trossulus (common blue mussel) is the source of this 1707-nucleotide messenger RNA. RefSeq lists its product as uncharacterized. The record is from RefSeq and is a predicted model, not a curated record. Gene Ontology annotation, molecular function: zinc ion binding. NCBI's taxonomy places the organism in Eukaryota, Metazoa, Mollusca, Bivalvia, Mytilida, Mytilidae. Bases 1 to 1707 code for a protein of 568 amino acids. The transcript has a single exon.
AUGGCGUUUUCCCAGUCAAUAGGGAAAGCACAGACUCCAGCUUUGUGUCAGUUCUGUGAAGAAUCACCAGACAUUAAGUGGAAGUGUAUAAACUGUGACCUAUUCUUAUGUCAAAGGUGCUGUUCAAAGAUACAUAGUAAAAUCAAGGCAUCUAUGCAACAUGAAACUAUAAAUUUAAAAGAUUUUGAAAAGAAGGAUUUUGUUUCUUCAGUACGUAAAGUUGACCUUGAAAACAUGGAAUGUACAAUCCAUCCCAAACAGAAAUGUUUUGUUUUCUGUAAGGACUGCAGUGAGCCCUCUUGUUCCAAAUGUUUAAUGGAGACUCAUAAAUUGCAUGACUACAAAGCCAUCGAAGAAGAGUAUAAAGAAAUAACCUCUGAUAUGGAGGAACUAAUAAAACAAUUUGAAGCUAAUCUUAAACUCCUCAGAAAUGAAAAGGAACAUCUAAAGAAGAAGCUAUCUGAUGGUGGUGACAAUUUCAAAGAAACAAGGGAUUUAAUUUUGCAAACUGAGAAAGAAAUGAAAGAGGUCAUUUCUAAACGUGCCAAAGAACUUUUACAAGAACUUGGAGCAAGAUGGAGUUUAUCCUCAAAUGUUAUCAAAAUGGAAAUUUCAGCCAUCACAAAGAAUGAGGAGGAGAUGGGAACAAAGAACAAUAACCUAUACCAAGUACUGCAGUCUCAUCAAGCCAGAGACAUUUUCUCUGCAAGUAAAACUUUAGAUACAUCAUUUCCAUGUUACUCACUGACAGUAAAAGAAAUCAUAACAAAUAAAACAAAAUUCAUUCCAACAAAUAUGGAAGUGAAAAAAAAAUAUCAGUUAAUGUUGGGUGACAUAUAUACAAUUCCAGUCUUGAAGGUGAUAAACACUUAUCACAGUGAUGUUGAAAAUGUGACAAACCUUGUAUUCUGUAGUGACAAUACAGCAUUUAUAGGAAACAAUGCAAUUAAAAAAAUUCAAAAGAUAAAUUUUGAAACUCAAAGUAUCAAAAUAGAAAGAGAAAUUAAAACAGAUGUAACUGAUAUGGUGUUGAUUAAGGACCAAGAUAUACUUGUUUCAACUGGAAAAAGUGAUCUCAAAAUAUAUACUAAAGAUGGACAAUUAACUUCAUUUAAGUCAUUUUCUCCCCUUAAAACUGUUUGUGUUCAUGUAACUAAAGACAAUCAUGUAAUAGUUGGUUUAGUUGAAUCUAGUUCUGAUGGAUUAAUCAUUACAAAAGCAAGUCACAGAAAAGUUGUUAUUAUGAACCUGGAUGGGGACAUACAACAUACAAUUGAAUAUAACAGGGACAAUCAGAGACUGUUAACAUGUCCUUAUAGAAUCAAUAGUUUAAAUGAUAGUAUAGUAGUUGUAGAUAUUAUUAACAAGGAAUGGGAGGGGAGGGUAGUAAUGUUUGAUUAUGGGGGACAACUCCAUUGGACCUACAAUGGAUGUAAUAAUAUCAUUUCUGAUCAGGUUAAGUUUUAUCCAGGAGAUGUGGCAAUAACCUCUUCAGCAAUGAUUUUAAUUUCUGAACAGGGUAAUCAUGCAAUACAUAUAUUAAAUCCUGCUGGAGAAUUUAUUGUAUGUAAGGAUGUUAAGGCCUUAGGAAUAGAAUUACCUAUAAGUCUCAAUAUUGAUAACAAUGAAGUGUUAUGGAUUGGAUGCAACACAUGGGAAACAGACAAAAAUAAAAAUGCUAAGAUAGUAUGUGUUAAACUAACUUAA